Messenger RNA from Elgaria multicarinata webbii, 3874 nucleotides. It is a transcript of the gene FGR, whose product is annotated as FGR proto-oncogene, Src family tyrosine kinase. The coding region runs from base 271 to 1896 and encodes 541 amino acids. The transcript is spliced from 13 exons. NCBI's taxonomy places the organism in Eukaryota, Metazoa, Chordata, Lepidosauria, Squamata, Anguidae. The record is from RefSeq and is a predicted model, not a curated record. Gene Ontology annotation, biological process: innate immune response; integrin-mediated signaling pathway; cell surface receptor protein tyrosine kinase signaling pathway. Gene Ontology annotation, molecular function: signaling receptor binding; non-membrane spanning protein tyrosine kinase activity; ATP binding. Gene Ontology annotation, cellular component: extrinsic component of cytoplasmic side of plasma membrane.
GCCCCAGCAAGCCCCGCUUUGCUGCGCGUCGGCCGCCUUGUUCGAGACGGAGGACCACCGGGGCUGGGCGAGCCGGCGGCAGGCAGCGAUUCCGGCACGGAGGACAUAAGAGGCGAAGCAGCGAACGGCCGCCGCCACUUCCUGCAGCUAAGGGGCCAAGGAGGCGGCCGAAGGCUGCAGCAGCAGCAGCCCAAGGCACGUGGUUCUAAUCAAGCAAGGCAGAUGGAGCAGGACCACUGACCUGAACUACCAUCCUGCUGCUGCCCAGCGAUGGGUUGCGUGCAAUGCAAAAAGAAGAAAGGCACCAAGAACCAGAACAAGGGCAGCGAUGGGGCCGCAAACCCGACCCCCAACUCCUGCUACGACUCUGAACCCACCCAGCAGAACCCGCCCAACAACUUCACCUGCAUCCCGGACUUCAACAACUUCCAAGGCACGCCUGGGCCUUCCACUCCUGCCUUCAUGGGGAGCUCCGGCCUCUACCCUACACCUUCGCUGCAUAUGCAUGGAGUCGGGAUUGCAGGUGGAGGAGUGACCCUUUUCGUGGCCUUGUACGAUUAUGAAGCCAGGACAGAAGACGACCUAACAUUUGUGAAGGGAGAGAAAUUCCACAUCAUCAACAAUACGGAGGGCGACUGGUGGGAAGCCAGGUCUCUGAACACAGGAGCCACAGGCUACAUCCCCAGCAAUUAUGUGGCACCCGUGGACUCCAUCCAGGCGGAAGAGUGGUACUUCGGGAAAAUUGGCCGCAAGGAUGCUGAGAGGCAGCUCUUGUGCCAUGGCAACCUUCGGGGGACCUUCCUCAUCCGUGAGAGCGAGACCACCAAAGGGGCCUACUCGCUGUCAAUCCGCGACUGGGAUGAGGUGAAAGGCGACCACGUCAAACAUUAUAAGAUCCGGAAGCUCGACAGCGGCGGCUACUACAUCACCACGCGGGCCCAGUUUGAGACCGUGCAGCAGCUGGUACAGCAUUACAUAGAGAGGGCCGCAGGGCUGUGCUGCCGCCUGGCCGUGCCGUGCCACAAGGGGAUGCCCAAACUGGCAGACCUGUCCGUCAAAACCAAAGACGUUUGGGAGAUCCCGCGCGAAUCGCUGCAGCUCAUCAAGAAACUGGGCAAUGGGCAGUUUGGGGAAGUGUGGAUGGGCACGUGGAACGGCACCACUAAAGUCGCGGUGAAAACCUUGAAGCCGGGGACCAUGUCUCCGGAAGCCUUCCUCGAAGAGGCCCAGAUCAUGAAGCGCCUGCGGCACGACAAGCUGGUGCAGUUGUACGCUGUGGUGUCAGAGGAGCCCAUCUACAUCGUCACGGAGUUCAUGAGCCAAGGGAGUUUGCUGGAUUUUUUGAAAGACGGAGAUGGCCGUUUCCUGAAGCUGCCCCAGCUGGUGGACAUGUCAGCCCAGAUCGCAGCUGGCAUGGCGUACAUCGAGCGCAUGAACUACAUCCACCGAGACUUGCGCGCUGCCAACAUCCUCGUGGGUGACAACCUGGUGUGCAAGAUCGCCGACUUUGGCCUGGCCCGCCUCAUUGAGGACAAUGAGUACACGGCUCGACAAGGUGCCAAGUUCCCCAUCAAGUGGACAGCCCCAGAAGCUGCUCUUUACGGCAAGUUCACCAUCAAGUCAGACGUGUGGUCCUUCGGAAUCCUCCUGACGGAGCUGGUCACCAAGGGCCGCGUACCUUACCCAGGCAUGAACAACCGGGAGGUGCUGGAGCAAGUGGAGCGGGGCUACCGCAUGCAGUGCCCUGGGAACUGCCCUCCGUCGCUGCACGAGCUGAUGGUGCAGUGCUGGAAAAAGGAGCCUGAGGAGCGCCCCACCUUUGAAUACCUCCAGUCUUUUCUUGAAGACUACUUCACUGCCACAGAGCCUCAGUACCAGCCGGGAGACAACCAAUAAUAGCGGCAGGGGAGGCCGGAUGGGAAUCUUGGCCAUUGGUUUGGCCAUGGACAGGGGGCUCUCUGGGGUGUGGAGUUCCAGGACUUGGCCAUGCACAGAAACAAGCCUUUCCCUCUCCAGGUGCCAGGGAUCCCCUUUUUUGUACAACUGAGGUUGGACUCCUCUCGCUCUCCCUCUUGCUCUCUUUUUUUCUUUUUAUAAUUCCAAUUUGCGGGGAGGGGGUUGUUUGGUUUUUUAAGAAUUGUGAUUUUGUCUUUUAAAUCCUGCCACCUCCUGGGUGGCCGCCAGUUAUGAGGAGGACAAUGAACCGGGCUUGAGGUUGGGGGACAGAAUGGGGGUGGGUGGGGCAGAGGAGAGAGAGUGGAUUUGUACAGUAUGUCCUGUCUUAAUGAAGUUACCUCUGUCCCCCCCCUCCUCCUUUUCUUCUUACACCCAGGGUGGGGAACCUGUGGCCCUCCAGAUAUUGUUGGACUGCAAUUCCCAUCAUCCCUGAUCAUUGGCCCUGCUGGAUGGGGCUGAUGAGAGUUGUAUUCCAAUGCCAUUUGUAGGGCCACUAGUUCCUUACCCUGUCCUAUGUAAUUAUGGAAGAGGGUGAUGAUAAUUGGGUAGUGAGUACCCAUUUCCUCCUUUGCUAUCGGCCCUGAUGCUCCCAACUGCCCACUUUGAGCCUUCCGACUGCCCACUUUGAUCUUCCCAACUGCCCGCUUUGAGCCUGCCCACUUCAAGCUUCCCAACUGCCCACUUUGAGCCUGCCCACUUUGAGCCUCCCAACUGCCCACUUUGAGCCUCCCAACUGCCCACUUUGAGCCUGCCCACUUCGAGCCUCCUAACUGCCCACUUUGAGCCAUCUCCCCCUCCCUUGUAUGUGGGCUGUCUCAUGGGGACGGAAUCCAUUUGUUAAGGCUAUGGUUUUGGGGGGCAAACUCUGCAGAGCUCAGCACAUGGAGAGCCCAACACAAGUGAUCUGCUAAUGCACCUUUCCCUGUCCUGGUGCCCUCCCAGUGCACUGGUCUACAAGUCCCAUCAUCCCCAUCAUCCUCAGCCAAAAUGACCAAGGGAGAUCAUUGGAAUUGUAGUCCAACACGUUAGGAGGGCAUCUGGACUAAUUAAUUGUGAGCUGACCUCCUUGCCCAUCACAGAUUGCCACUCAGCUUCAACCCAUAAAAUGCCCAAACAGAGAUCAUUUUUUGGGUGUGUUUCACACUGUCACAAACCCUGUGAGGUGGGACGGGCUGCAAGACACCCUUUCUUGACUGUUUAGGGCAGAGGUACACAAGCUUUUUAGCCCCAAAGGCUGCAAGCGAUGCUGGCUUGAGCACUGGGGGCCACACAGACAUAUUCAGAGCCACACGCCUGUGCGCCCCUCAGACACGUAAAUGCAUGUGUGUACACUCACACAAUUCUGAUAUAGAUUGCUCUUUCCUUGCUGAUUGUAGCAGUGGAAAAAGAGCAAUCUCUGUGAGGAUCUCUGGGGGAGUGAGUGGAGAGUAUUGGGGUGGGUGGGUGGAGGAAUCAGCAGGCAGAAUUUGGAGGUAGUAGCAGUAGCAGGCACCCUUGGGGGGCACAGGUUAUGCCCCCCUGAUUUAGGGAUAUUUUCUGUCACUACUCACAUGAUUAAUAGGUUGGACAUGUGUGAAUCUAGGAUUAUGGCUGUACCUAUGGAGAAAGAUGGUCUAGGUGCGAGUCAGAACAAAAGAGAAUCCAGUCUCCAGUUGAGUACAUUUAUUUGAGAACAAGUAAAAUGAAACAUAGAAUUAACUAGCUAAGACUUCACUAUCAGGGACCGAAACAUCCUAAGAAUAACUCACCAAAGCAGUUUAUGGGGCCGGUGGCAGUGGGAACCCAGGACUCCGCAUAUGGUUUAGUCUUGCCUCUUGACUGUUCACACAACAUGCUAACCCACACUCAGUGGUUGAGUGUGAGUUAUUUUGAACCAUGGCUUGUUUGUUGAACAUAGACUGUUGUGUUGUCUGAACGC